AUGGGCAACAUCACAUGCCGCCGCCUCCCAAUCGAGCCCCAAUAUUCGCUCUCUGUGGUGCCCAAAUACCCCUGGUUCGUGGACAACUACGACCUAGCUCAGGAUCGCGAGGAACUGGCCCAUCUCCGCGACUACGGUGGAGGAUCUUUCUUGCGCAACAUCCACCAUAUGCACCAGCGGGAUGAGGAGUGCAGGAAGAUGAUCGCCGAGGCAGGCGGCACACUCGUCGGCUUCUCUGUCGACCCUCCUGUCGACCCCCCUAUCGGCUACCGUGCCGUCCGCCCAAACGACUGGACUUCCAUGACAAUAAACGUCAAGAUCGAGCUCCCGGGAGGCGAAGAUAGAUGGGGCUUCCUCUCGACCGGAGCAAACAACAUCCGCAUCUUCCGCAGCCCGGCGGAGACCUGCCAGGUGCACCCGUGGGACGCCAUGGUGCUGCGCGACUGCCAGCCCAACUCGGAUAUCUUCCGCCAAGACAAAUACAUCUAUAAGCGCAAGUGGGACAUCCUGGUGAUGAAGAUGUGCGAGGACUACAACUACCCUUGGAGUGUUGUCGCUGUCAGAGCCGCUUCUUGUGACGGGUAA
This is a messenger RNA of Anthostomella pinea, 585 nucleotides long. NCBI's taxonomy places the organism in Eukaryota, Fungi, Ascomycota, Sordariomycetes, Xylariales, Xylariaceae. The record is from the annotation of a GenBank genome assembly.